GAGUAUUGUUGUCACAAUAAAACAAUGGAAGAUGUAGAAAUAGGAACACCAGCAGAAUCUACAGUGGUUGAUGAAAAAGAAGAUGAAUUUAGACUUUUAACUCGUGACGAUAUCCUGAAGGUGAAUGAAGAUGCCCCAAUUUGGCGCCGUGUUCGAAUUGGUCUGCUUGUUGGAUUUUGGGUUUUGUGGGCAGCGUUGCUGCUUGCAUUAAUCCUGAUUGUGGUUUUUAAACCAAAAUGUCCUCCAAGACCUCCUUUGAAGUUUUGGCAAUCGGAAGUUGGAUACGCCAUUGACCCGUUUUCAUUCAAGAAUGGCGAUGGAGGUUUAACUGGCAACUUGAAAGGAACUCCUAUCAUUUACUUUGGAUCGGAAGUGGGCUUCACGUGCAAAGCCAAAGAACAAGUGCUGAUUGGCCUUUAUCCCAGAGGUUUCAAACCUUCGGAAACAAUAGAUCGCAGUUGGCUUUUGCCCAUGCCUUGGGAUCGGUCUGGUGUAGAAUUCACUGGUGGAAAUGAGACCAAUUCUGAGUUUAAAUCCUAUAUGGAACAAUGUGAUGUGAAAGAAACUGUUUUGAUGGAUCUUGCUUCUGGCAGAGGCACAAGCUUUCUCAAAUUCGUGUCCCGGUUGACAAUGCUGAAGAAAAAUCCCAGUCUAAUGUGGGGUGACAUCAAAGUGAUGGAAUUUCCUACACGAGUGGUUAGUGAUAGCCUUUAUGUGUUCACUCGUCAUGCGAAUCGAUUCCCCGCAUUUGUCAUCGCGAUCAACGAUCCACAAACCAGUGACACGGAAAAACUCCUCGGUUCGGUGAUCGAUUUGUCCGACAUUUGCCCCAAAAUGAAAGUCCGUCUACUUCUUUCAGAAACGUCAGAUUUAAAAGAAGACGAAGAGUUGGACAGCCACAAAAUCUACAUUCCAGUCGCCAAAACACCUGAAAUUUAUGUUUUCGAAUGUAUAUAA
Molecule: messenger RNA, 957 nt
Organism: Echinostoma caproni
Lineage: Eukaryota; Metazoa; Platyhelminthes; Trematoda; Plagiorchiida; Echinostomatidae
Source: the annotation of a GenBank genome assembly